GGUGAUGGAAACAGCCUGAGCAGCGCCAGGAGCCCAAACCAGCUGGUCUGGAAGUGGUUUGGGAUAAUCCAGCGGUUUCUGCCGGGUUUGGGGUUUGGCCCCUGCUCCAAUUCCCUGCCCCGGGCAGGCCCAGGAUCAGCCCGACCCUGCUCCCCCCGCCCUUCCCAGCGGCCCUGGGUGGGGGGAAGAGCCGGGCCAGCUCCGGCCUCUUCCAGCGCCCGCCCGCGAAUUGCAAAACAACUUUCUGGGUUAACGUCGGCGGCACAAAGGGCUCAUUGUGCCGCGCUCCGAGAGCGCCGCUGGCCCCGGGCCAGCCCGGCUCUGCGAUUCCAGAGGUGCGGGACGGCCUCUCCCACCGCCCCCGGCCGUGCCCGGGUACCCCCAUCCCUGGGCCGGCCCAUCCCGGGGCACGAUCCGGGUGUUUUGUGGCCCCGGGGACAAUCCCCGGCCUAUUUUUAGCCCCGCUCUGCUUCCACCGCUCCUUCCUUGUGGUUUGCGGUGAAAUCCCCUCCCGGGGCCGUGUUUCCAGCCCGGCUUGGGUGUUGCUUUCCCACACAGGAAUGUGAUCCCGGCUCCAGCCCCUUUAUCUGCGAGCUUGGAGCCUUUCCAGAAGGAGGGAGGCAUUCCUGGGAGAUUAACCAGCCGGGCCUGGCUCACCUGCUUCCUCCCGGCUCUCCCCCCCACCCCAAAACGCUGCCAGAGCCCCCAAAAGGGAGCAGAGCCGGGGUGGGAAGGGCAAAGCCUCUCCCUGGUUUCUGAGCUUGGAAAAAAAAGCAGGAUCCUCUUCCCGGCCCGGCUGGGAUCGAGCCCGGUGCCAGCCCCGGCCGCCUCCGAGCCCCCGCGGUUUUCCACCACCUGCUUCCCGCCCGUGCCAGGCCGGAUGGUGGGGACGGUGCCCUGUCCCUCGGUGGUGCUGGCACGUCCCGGCCCCGGGAUGAUGCCCUGCCGGCCCCCGCCGCCCAUCCAAAGGUCUCCCCGGGGCGGGAGCUGCUCCCAGAGCUCGCCGUUCCCACCCAGAUCCAGGUGAGGGGCUGAGCCCGGGGCUCGUCACCGGCUGCACUUUGGACGCCGGCGGCCAUGGAAUAUUCGGAAUUCGGUGCCAAAGCCGCUUCCCCGGCCUCGGUUCCCGGCUGCAGCACCGCCGAGCCCGCGGCGAUGGAGCGGCCGGCGGGGAUGGAGAAGCAGAGCCCGGUGGAUUACGGCGUCCAGAUCCGCUUCAUCAACGACCUCCAGGAGCCCCGCAGACCCCCGAAGCCGCGGGGCAAGCCCGGCUCCUACGGCGUGGCCGUGCGGGUCCAGGGCAUCGCCGGGCAGCCCUUCGUGGUCCUCAACAGCGGCGACAAGGGCGGCGACUCCUUCGGGGUGCAGAUCAAGAGCGACGGGUCCUACCCGACCCCCCCCUGGCCCUCGGGCUCCGUCAGCUCCGACUCGGACCUGCCGGAGAACCCCUACGCGGGGCGGCAGCGCCGGCACGGCUCCUACAGCACCUCGGACGAGGAGGCUCCGGGGGGCUCCCGGCGGGACCCCCAGCCCGCGGCGGGCGAGGAGCUGCGGAGGACACAGAGCCACGGGGACCUGCUCAGCGCCGCCGCCGAGGAGCCCCCGGCCCGCGGCAUUCCCGGCAUCCAGCGGCAGCAGCAGCAGCAGCAGCGCCGGGCCCCGAACGGGGGGAAGAGCGGCAGCGCCUCGAGCAUCGCCCCGGGGCACAAACCCCCGGGGGCCGCGGGCGAGGAGCCGUCCUCGGAGCCGGAGGUGGCCGGGGGGGACGUGGACACCAAGCCGCUGUCCUCGGUGGAUUCCCUGAUCAGCAAAUUCGACGGGAAGGGGCAGCAGCAGCAGCGGGGAAGGGCGGCCAGGAGGGGCCGCAUCCCCUCGGCCGAGAGGAAGCGCUCGCAGAGCCUGGACGGCCGCGUGUCCCACCGGGAUUUGUCCCACCGGGAUGGCCCGGACGGCCGCGGGACUCGCCCCCAGCCCUCGGGACCCGCCGGCAGCCGCAGCCCCCCGCGGGGAUCCGGGGGGAUGGACGGGGCAGGGGUGAAGGUCCAGCGGGGAAUUCGGGCCACGGAGGAGCAGAGCAAAGCCCGGGCAGAGCUGCAGCUCAAAUCCACCCCGGACCUGCUGCGGGAUCAGCGGGAGGUGGCCCAGCCUGGUGGCAGUGAACACCCCAAGGAGCUCAUCUACAGCAUCCUGAAGGAGGGGAGCAGUGAGAGUGAGAUCUCCCUGAAGAGGAAAACCUCCCGGCUGCUGGAGAAGAUGCAGGAGCUGGUGGUGCCCCCCAAGGACGGGGCGUGUUCCCAACCCCAGCACAGGGAACUGGCCAGGAAGGUGGAGGAGCUGCAGGAGAAGCUCGAUGAGGAGACCAAGCUCCGCCAGAAGCUGGAGCUGCCGGGGGGCCCCUCCCGGCUCCGCGAGGCCGAAGCGGAGACCCAGCGGCUCCAGGGGGCUCUGGAGAAGAAAAACCUGGAGCUACAGAGGAGUCUGCAGGAGCUGAAGGAGGUGAGAUCCUCCAAGGAGCAGGUGGAGAGCCGGCUGGGGGACUGCGAGGAGCAGCUCCUGGCCACGCGCCGGGAGCUCGAGCGGCUGCGCCAGAGCCCCGGAGCCUCCCCGGACGCCGAGUCCCUGUACAAGGAGCUGCUGGAGGCCCGGGAGGAGCUGGAGGAGGCCCUGAGCUCGAGGCAGAGGCAGGAGGAGCAGCUGCGGCUGCGGGAGCGGGAGCUGACGGCGCUCAAGGGGGCCCUCAAGGAGGAGGUGGCCACCCACGACAAGGAGCUGGAGAGGGUCAGGCAGCAGUGCCAGAGCGACAUGGAGCAGCUGAGGAGGAGCAUGGAGGGCAUCUCGCAGGACAAAGCCGACCUGGAGUCGGAGAGGCAGAAGGUGGGGGCGGUGGUGAGGACCCUGCAGCGGGAGCUGGAGGAGAGCGCGGAGGAGACGGGGCACUGGCGGGACAUGUUCCAGAGGAACAAGGACGAGCUCAGGAGCACCAAGCAGGAGCUGCUGCAGGCGAAGCUGGAGCGGGAGGAGUUCGAGGAGGAGCUGCGGGAGCUCCGCGAGCGCUUCCAGGCCGCCCGGGAAGAGGCGGAUCAGGCCCGGAGCAGCGCCGCCGAUCCCGGCGAGCUGGAGGCCCUCAGGAAGGAGCUGCGGGAGCUGGCGGAGGAGCGGCAGGAGCGGGAGGAGCGGCUGCGGGAGCGGGAGCGGGAGCUGCUGGCGCUGAGGGGGGCCCUGAGGGACCAGGAAUCCGGCCGGGAUGGGGAGCUGGAGCAGCUCCGCAGGGACCUGCAGCGGCUCCGGGAGGAGCGGGACGGGGCGGCCGAGGCCAAGGCCUCCCUGGAGAGCGCCCGGGAGGCGUCGGAGCAGGCGAGGCGGGCGCUGGAGUCCAGCCUGAGGGAAGUGCAGGAGCAGAACGACGACCUGAGGAGGGAAUUCCUGGGCCUGGAGACGAAGCUGAAGGAAUACGAGCGCCUGGGGGAGAACUGGGAGGGCUCCCAGGCCCGGCUCAAGGACAAGGUCGCCAAACUGGAGGCCGAGCGCAGGCAGGCGGAGGAGUCGCUGGGAGAGGCCACGGAGCGGGAGCAGGAGCUGCUGUUGGCCAAGAGGUCCCUGGAGACGCGGCUGGAAGAGGCCGAGCGGGGCCUGGCCCGGCUGGCCCAGGAGCAGCAGGACCUGAGCCUGUCCCUGCAGGAGGAGCAGCGGCAGAAGGAGCAGCUCAAGCGCUCCAAGAACGAGCUGGAGGAGCAGAAACGGCUCCUGGACCGAACCACCGAGAGGCUCAACAGAGAGCUGGAGCAGAUGACGGCGGAAUCCCAGAGCUCCCUGAGCUCCCUGAGGGCGCAGCUGGAGGAAUUCAAGGAGAAAUCCCGGCGGGAGAUCACGGAUUCCCAGAAGCAGGCCAAGGACCGCGGGGCCGAGGUGGAGAAGAUGCAGCUCAGCCUCGGGCGGCUGCAGGACGAGGUGUCCCGGCUGAAGCAGGCGCUGCAGGAGAGCCAGGCCGAGAAGGAGAACGUCCUGCUGGAUAAGGAGGUGCUGCUCCAGCGCCUGCACAACCUGGAGCAGGAGGUGGACGCCCGGAAGCGCUCCCAGGACGAUCGAUCCCGGCACCUCAAAACCCUGGAGGAGAAGUCCAAGCGGCUGGAAGUGGAGCUGGAUGAGGAGAGGAGCACGGUGGAGCUGCUGACGGAGCGGGUCAGCCGGAGCAGGGACCAGAUCGAGCAGCUGCGGGCGGAGCUGCUCCAGGAACGCUCCAGCCGCCAGGACCUGGAAUGUGACAAGGUGUCCCUGGAGCGGCAGAACAAGGAGCUGAAGAACCGCCUGGCCAGUUCCGAGGGGCAGCACCGGCCCAGCAGCACCGUGUCCCAGCUGGAAGCGCGGCUGGAGGAGCUGCAGGACCAGCUGCAGGCCGAGGAGAGGGAGAAGAACGUCCUGCUCUCCUCCAACCGCAAGCUGGAGAGGAAGGUGAAGGAGCUCAGCAUCCAGAUCGACGACGAGCGGCAGAGCGUCAGCAACCAGAAGGACCAGCUGAGCCUGCGGGUGAAGGCCCUGAAGAGGCAGGUGGACGAGGCGGAGGAGGAGAUCGAGCGCCUGGAGGGCGCGCGGAAGAAGGCGCAGCGGGAGCUGGAGGAGCAGCACGAGCUCAACGAGCAGCUGCAGAACCGCGUCAAGGCGCUGGAGAAGGAGGCCUGGCGCAGAGCCGCGCGCUCGGCGGCCGACGCGUCGCUGCAGGACGAGCAGCUGAGCUCGGACGAGGAGUUCGACAGCGCCUACGGCCCGUCCUCCAUCGCCUCCCUGCUCAACGAGCCCAACCUCCAGACCAGCUCCUGCUGACACGCCGCAGCGGGGCCAGUUCCCCCUGGAGUGGGGCCAGUUCCCCCUUCGGAUGCUGCUGCUGCUGCUGCUCGAGGAAAAAAAACUCUUCCGAGGACAUGAAGGAAGGAAGGGUGGGAACCCUCUGGGAACCUCCCGGGGACCUCCUGGGAACCUCCUGGGGACCUCCUGGGAAUCUCUUGGGAACCCCCUGGGAACCUCCUGGGGACCCCUUGGGAGCCU
This is a messenger RNA of Pseudopipra pipra, 5040 nucleotides long. RefSeq names its product cingulin (gene CGN). NCBI's taxonomy places the organism in Eukaryota, Metazoa, Chordata, Aves, Passeriformes, Pipridae. Gene Ontology annotation, biological process: microtubule cytoskeleton organization. Bases 1078 to 4818 code for a protein of 1246 amino acids. The transcript is spliced from 23 exons. Gene Ontology annotation, molecular function: microtubule binding. Gene Ontology annotation, cellular component: bicellular tight junction; myosin complex. The record is from RefSeq and is a predicted model, not a curated record.